This is a messenger RNA of Aspergillus chevalieri, 669 nucleotides long. RefSeq lists its product as uncharacterized. Gene Ontology annotation, molecular function: oxidoreductase activity, acting on the CH-OH group of donors, NAD or NADP as acceptor. Lineage: Eukaryota; Fungi; Ascomycota; Eurotiomycetes; Eurotiales; Aspergillaceae. Bases 1 to 669 code for a protein of 222 amino acids. The record is from RefSeq and is a predicted model, not a curated record. The transcript has 5 exons.
AUGCCAAACAUUCUAAUUACCGGAAGCGCCCGCGGCCUCGGCCUCGAGAUGGUCAAGCGAAGGAUCGUCGCGCAAUCUAAUGGCCGUGUUGUGUUCAUUCCUCUCGAGGUCACUGAUGAAGCGAGCGUCUCCCAGUCUGUGAAGGAGACCCAGUCGAUUCUGGGCCAGUCGAGUUUGGACAUUCUUGUCAACUGUGCGGGAGUUAUGUCGGCCUCGGAUGGCAAGGUGGCGGAGAUGGAUAACCUGGAAUGGCAUAUGUCUGUGAACGUGACAGGCGUGCACAAUGUCAUCCGCGCAUACCUUCCUCUGAUGCAGAGCGGACAGGUAAAGAAGGUUAUCAACAUCUCGAGUGCACUCGGAUCCAUUACGAGAGCCCCGCAGAUGACCUUUGCCACUGCCCCAGCCUAUAAAAUCAGCAAAGCGGCUCUCAACGCGCUGACAGUGCAAUACGCCCUAUCCUACCAGGAUGAGGGCUUUACUUUCAUCGCACUGUGCCCUGGCUGGGUUCAAACCGACAUGGGCAGCGAAAAAGCCCAUCUCACGGUCGAUCAAGGAGUUAGGGGUAUAAUGGAGGUUAUCAACUCCGUCGAGCAGAAAGACAACGGCACGUUCAAGAACACCUAUCAACCUGGAUGGGACAUUUACGACGGCAAGGGAAUUCCAUUUUAG